Messenger RNA from Oryzias latipes (Japanese medaka), 1652 nucleotides. Lineage: Eukaryota; Metazoa; Chordata; Actinopteri; Beloniformes; Adrianichthyidae. The record is from RefSeq and is a predicted model, not a curated record.
AUGACAUUAGGAACCAGACUUGGAGAACCAGAUAAAGUCAGAAACCUCUCUGUUAGUGAGAUCACCACUUCCUCUAUAUCCCUGAACUGGACCGAACCAUUAGGAAACAGUUCCUUCUAUAGAGUACAAUGGACAAAUGGAUCAUCUACUCUAAAUAAAAGUGUGAUUGAUAAGACCACGACUAUAUCUAACCUAACUGCUGGUGAAAGUUAUGACAUAAAGGUCACAGCUGUGGCAGCAGAUGAUCAAACCGAGGGAGAGAGUGUUUCUACUGUCAAAUAUACAAAACCAGAUAAAGUCAGAAACCUCUCUGUUACUGAGAUCACCACUUCCUCUAUAUCUCUGAACUGGACCGAACCAUUAGGAAACAGUUCCUUUUAUAGAGUACAAUGGACAAAUGGAUCAUCUACUCUAAAUAAAAGUGUGUUUGAUAAGACCACGACUAUAUCUAACCUAACUGCUGGUGAAAGUUAUGACAUAACGGUCACAGCUGUGGCAGCAGAUGAUCAAACCGAGGGAGAGAGUGUUUCUACUGUCAAAUAUACAAAACCAGAUAAAGUCAGAAACCUCUCUGUUACUGAGAUCACCACUUCCUCUAUAUCUCUGAACUGGACCGAACCAUUAGGAAACAGUUCCUUCUAUAGAGUACAAUGGACAAAUGGAUCAUCUACUCUAAAUAAAAGUGUGUUUGAUAAGACCACGACUAUAUCUAACCUAACUGCUGGUGAAAGUUAUGACAUAAAGGUCACAGCUGUGGCAGCAGAUGAUCAAACCGAGGGAGAGAAUGUUUCUACUGUCAAAUAUACAAAACCAGAUAAAGUCAGAAACCUCUCUGUUACUGAGAUCACCACUUCCUCUAUAUCUCUGAACUGGACCGAACCAUUAGGAAACAGUUCCUUCUAUAGAGUACAAUGGAAAAAUGGAUCAUCUACUCUAAAUAAAAGUGUGUUUGAUAAGACCACGACUAUAUCUAACCUAACUGCUGGUGAAAGUUAUGACAUAACGGUCACAGCUGUGGCAGCAGAUAAUCAAACCGAGGGAGAGAGUGUUUCUACUGUCAAAUAUACAAGUAAGUUAACAUGGAAACCACUUUAACCUUCCUGAGAGAUGUCUGCUACAAAAUACCCCAAAUUAGUCUUUAACCUAUGUAGAAAACUGUCGAAAUUUGUCCUCUACUUGAACCCAAUGAGCUAUUAUUGCAAUUUAACUGCCAAAAUACUUCAAAUACAUGCCUAGUUUUAAAAAAACUUGCAAAACAAAAUGCUAAUUUUAUCUGCUAAAAAUGGUUACAUUGUCAUGAAAAUGACAUGAAUGGUCUUUACACCUAUGAAACCUAAAAGAAAUGUGUGAAAGGUCAAGGAAACUAUGGGAAUUGGCUUUUCAUACUUGUUUUGGAGGAAUAUGAUUUUAUUUACAGUAUACACAGCAUAUUGAGAUGGAUAGAUGGAUUGAUUAAUGGACGGACAGUUGGAUAGGUUGAUUGAUAGUUGGAUAUAUUUGGAUAAAGGGAAGGUAGUUGUUCUACCGGCUAGUGUUUAAAGGUAAAACUAUGGUAGGAAUAAUUCCAGCUAGUUUUUUCUUCAUCUGCUUUGACUCGUUUGUGUAAAACAAUGGCUUAUGAUUGGCAAUUGGUCUAAACCAGGGGUGGGCAA